Messenger RNA from Cebus imitator (Panamanian white-faced capuchin), 937 nucleotides. Its product is annotated as 40S ribosomal protein S27-like. The transcript has a single exon. Lineage: Eukaryota; Metazoa; Chordata; Mammalia; Primates; Cebidae. Gene Ontology annotation, molecular function: RNA binding; structural constituent of ribosome. The coding region runs from base 178 to 432 and encodes 84 amino acids. The record is from RefSeq and is a predicted model, not a curated record. Gene Ontology annotation, cellular component: cytosolic small ribosomal subunit; ribosome. Gene Ontology annotation, biological process: translation; ribosomal small subunit assembly.
AAAUGCUGAGAUUACAUGCAUGAGCCACCACAUUGGGCCUUGUAUUUUUGAUACAGUAUCAGUAUCAAAUUAUUGACUAAGAUGAAGGUUUGUUUUUGAUGACAGUAGAAAUUAUAUUAAAAAUUAUUUUAAAAAUUAAUUUUCGCUUUCUGGCGGUGACGACCUACCCACGAGAACAUGCCUCUCGCGAAGGAUCUUCUUCAUCCCUCUCCAGAAGAGGAGAAGAGGAAACACAAGAAGAAGUCCCUGGUACAGAGCCUCAAUUCCUACUUCAUGGAUGUGAAAUGCCCAGGAUGCUAUAAAAUCACCACGGUCUUUAGCCAUGCACAAAUGGUAGUUGUGUGUGUUGGCUGCUCCACUGUCCUCCGCCAGCCUGCAGGAGAAAAAUCAUGGCUUAUAGUAGGAUGUUCUUUCAGGAGGAAGCAGCACUGAAAGCACUCUGAAUCAAGAUAAGUGAGAAACCAUCUCAAUAAACAAUUUGGAUUAAAAAAAAUUAAUUUUCUUAACAAAGGUAUAACUAGUUUGCAUCACAUAACUAUAUUUCAAGUUAGAACUUAAACUGGAUCAAUCUGUCAAAGAGCUGGUGAGCAGCAUUUGUUAGGAGGCGGAUAGGUGAAGUAUGGUACAAAUGGUCAGGGUAAGAAUUACUUUAGAUCAUGGCAUCUAUUAUCCUGAGUCUAUGUGGGACGCUAGAAUGUUGCAGGGUAGUUGCUAACGACGGAUAACAUUUGAUAGGUAUCAUGAAAGACUUCCAGAAUCUUUCUUAGGAUUGUUAGUUGUGCUUUUCCUUUUGACUGGAAAAACCUUUUCUCUCUGUCUGUCCCAUCCCUUCUUCAUCUGUGAAUUCUUGCUAAUUCUUCAGCUCUUUGCUUAAAUACCACUUUUUCAGAGCUUACUCUGUGAAUAGAACAGGUUUUUUUAUGGUUUUCUGCUCUCU